CACAAUCAUGACCUCCACCGCCUUAACUCAAGUGGACCUGGAUGGAAAGCUACCGAAGCUGGCUUCUGGGAAAGUCCGAGACUUGUUUUCUAUCGAUGAGAAGACUUUGCUGUUUGUCGCGAGCGACCGAAUAUCUGCGUAUGAUGUGGUUAUGCAAAAUGGCAUUCCACAAAAGGGAAGCCUCCUCACGGCCAUGAGUGUAUAUUGGUUCGAAUACUUGAAGAAGAAGAUCCCUGGACUUCAAACCCACUUUAUCGACAACUCUCUCCCUCCGUCCCUUGAGGCCUCCCUUUCUCCUUCACUGGCUCAAUCUCUUCGCGCAAGGAGCAUGCGCGUGCACCGACUUCGCAUCUUUCCACUAGAAUCAAUCGUUCGAGGCUAUAUCACGGGAUCUGCGUGGUCAGAGUAUAAGAAAUCGGGCACCAUCAAUGGCAUAAAUAUACCUGCUGGAUUGGUCGAGGGGCAGAAGCUCGAAACUCCACUAUGGACGCCGAGCACGAAAGCAGAGGCUGGCGGAAAGGACGAAAACAUCAGUCCCGAGGAGGCACGACGUUUGAUUGGCGAGGAUUAUGCGAAAAAAAUAGAGAAUCGAAGCCUCGAGAUCUACGAGGUCGCGGCAAAGAGAGCUGAGGAAGUGGGGAUCAUUCUUGCAGACACUAAAUUUGAAUUUGGGGUCAACUCGCAGAACCAGGAUGAAGUUGUUCUAGUGGAUGAAAUCUUGACGCCUGAUAGUAGCCGAUUCUGGUCAAAGGAGACUUGGGAAGCGAAUCUGGGGAAGCCACAGCCGAGCUUUGAUAAACAGUAUCUACGGGACUGGUUGACGAAGAACGGCCUGAAAGGGCAAGAGGGUGUUGCAAUUCCAGAAGAUGUGAAAGCGAAAACGGCGUCAAAAUACCGGGAGGCAUAUGAGAAGAUCACAGGGUCAGGUUGGAAGGUAGAAUCAGUUUGAAGUGACUAAAUCUUAGACAGAGUAGGCUAUCCUAUCCAUCAUAUACUUACUGCUGCUUGUCACCUCACGUAUAAU
Molecule: messenger RNA, 1024 nt
Organism: Lindgomyces ingoldianus
Lineage: Eukaryota; Fungi; Ascomycota; Dothideomycetes; Pleosporales; Lindgomycetaceae
Product: SAICAR synthetase
Exons: 3
Coding region: 8-949 (313 amino acids)
Biological process (GO): 'de novo' IMP biosynthetic process
Cellular component (GO): cytoplasm
Molecular function (GO): phosphoribosylaminoimidazolesuccinocarboxamide synthase activity
Source: RefSeq, a predicted model, not a curated record